Messenger RNA from Aspergillus niger, 1083 nucleotides. RefSeq lists its product as uncharacterized. Lineage: Eukaryota; Fungi; Ascomycota; Eurotiomycetes; Eurotiales; Aspergillaceae. The record is from RefSeq and is a predicted model, not a curated record. The coding region runs from base 1 to 1083 and encodes 360 amino acids. Gene Ontology annotation, cellular component: cytosol. The transcript has 3 exons. Gene Ontology annotation, molecular function: oxidoreductase activity, acting on the CH-OH group of donors, NAD or NADP as acceptor; NAD binding; formate dehydrogenase (NAD+) activity.
AUGGUCCUCUAUGACGGCGGUGAGCACGCCAAGCAGCAGCCCGGUCUACUGGGUACCACUGAGAACGAGCUCGGCUUGAGGAAGUGGCUCGAGGAGCAGGGUCACACCCUGGUCACCACUUCCGACAAGGAGGGCGAGAACUCGACUUUCGACAAGGAGCUCGUCGACGCUGAAGUCAUCAUCACCACUCCCUUCCACCCCGGUUACCUCACUGCUGAGCGUCUGGCUAAGGCCAAGAACCUCAAGAUCGCCGUCACUGCUGGUGUCGGUUCCGACCACGUCGACCUGAACGCUGCCAACAAGACCAAUGGCGGUAUCACCGUUGCCGAGGUCACCGGCUGCAAUGUCGUCUCCGUCGCUGAGCACGUUGUCAUGACCAUCCUGACCCUGGUCCGCAACUUCGUUCCCGCCCACGAGCAGAUCCGCCGCGGCGAGUGGGACGUUGCUGCUGUCGCUAAGAACGAGUUCGACCUCGAGGGCAAGGUCGUCGGUACCGUUGCCGUUGGCCGUAUCGGUGAGCGUGUCCUCCGCCGUCUCAAGCCCUUCGACUGCAAGGAGCUCCUCUACUACGACUACCAGCCCCUUGCCCCUGAGGUUGAGAAGGAGAUCGGCUGCCGCCGUGUCGACAACCUCGAGGAGAUGCUCGCCCAGUGUGAUGUUGUCACCAUCAACUGCCCUCUGCACGAGAAGACCCGCGGUCUGUUCAACAAGGAGCUCAUCUCCAAGAUGAAGAAGGGCUCUUGGCUCGUCAACACCGCUCGUGGUGCCAUCGUCGUCAAGGAGGAUGUCGCCGAGGCCGUCAAGUCUGGCCACCUCCGCGGCUACGGUGGUGAUGUCUGGUUCCCUCAGCCCGCCCCCGCCGACCACCCUCUGCGUACUGUCCAGGGCCCCUGGGGCGGCGGCAACGCCAUGGUUCCUCACAUGUCCGGUACCUCCAUCGAUGCCCAGAUCCGCUACGCCAACGGUACCAAGGCCAUCCUCGAGAGCUACUUCUCCGGCCGCCACGACUACCGCCCCGAGGACCUCAUCGUCCACGGCGGUGACUACGUUACCAAGGCCUACGGUCAGCGCAACAAGGCCUAA